Manihot esculenta (cassava) is the source of this 1899-nucleotide messenger RNA. RefSeq names its product vacuolar cation/proton exchanger 3. Gene Ontology annotation, biological process: intracellular calcium ion homeostasis; calcium ion transmembrane transport. Gene Ontology annotation, cellular component: plant-type vacuole membrane. NCBI's taxonomy places the organism in Eukaryota, Viridiplantae, Streptophyta, Magnoliopsida, Malpighiales, Euphorbiaceae. Gene Ontology annotation, molecular function: calcium:proton antiporter activity. The record is from RefSeq and is a predicted model, not a curated record. The transcript is spliced from 12 exons. Bases 128 to 1480 code for a protein of 450 amino acids.
ACUCCAAGCUGUUCAUGCCAUCCUAAGAUAAACAAUUACGUGAUUCAUCAGUGGUUGAGUGUGGCUUUUGGUAGUAAAACUACUAGCAGUAUCAUUACAUUUUGGGUUGUUGAUUGCACCAUCUGUAAUGGCUUCAUUGCAGGAACCAUGGCUUCUUGAAAAUGGCAACCUUAAAGGUCUAAGCAAGGAGAUGAGACACGGCCGCACUGCUCAUAACAUGUCAUCCUCAUCUCUGCGCAAAAAAUCUGAUCUUACUCUCGUUUCCAAGCUUCGAUGUGGCUUGCUUAGAAACUUUUUAACUAAUCUUCAAGAAGUCAUUUUAGGGACUAAACUUUCUGUGCUUUUUCCCGCAAUCCCACUCGCCAUUGUCGCUGAAGUCUAUGGCUUUGGAAGACCGUGGGUUUUCGCUUUGAGCUUACUGGGUCUCACUCCUCUUGCCGAACGAGUCAGCUUUUUGACAGAGCAAAUUGCUUACUUCACUGGUCCAACAGUGGGAGGGCUCCUGAAUGCAACAUGUGGCAAUGCUACAGAGCUGAUAAUAGCUGUUUUUGCAUUAAGCCAACACAAGAUAGAGGUGGUGAAAUAUUCUCUUUUGGGUUCUAUUCUCUCCAAUCUGCUUCUUGUUCUUGGGACUUCUCUCUUCUGUGGAGGAAUUGCAAAUCUUAGAUUCGAACAAAGAUAUGAUAGAAAACAAGCUGAUGUCAAUAUACUGCUUCUUCUGCUGGGUUUAUUGUGCCACAUGCUGCCAUUGUUGUUUAGAAUUUCCAGCGACUCAGCUGCUCUCUCCGCCGUUCCAACUCUCCAGUUGUCAAGAGCAAGUAGCUUCGUGAUGCUUCUUGCUUACAUUGCAUACAUUGUCUUCCAAUUAGUGACGCACAGGCAAUUGUUUGAAGCACCAGAGGAAUCAGGAGAUGGUGAGGAUGACGAUGUGGUCUCAGAAGAAAAGCCAGUUAUUGGAUUCUGGAGUGGAAUUGCUUGGCUGUUUGGGAUGACGGGUGUCAUUGCUUUGUUAUCAGAAUAUGUUGUGGAAACAAUUGAGGAUGCUUCUGAUUCUUGGGGACUUUCAGUCAGCUUCAUUAGCAUCAUCUUGCUACCCAUUGUUGGAAAUGCUGCAGAACAUGCAGGAGCAAUCAUCUUUGCUUUUAAAAACAAGUUGGAUAUAUCAUUAGGCGUUGCUUUGGGUUCCGCAACUCAAAUUUCUAUGUUUGUGGUUCCAUUGUGUGUGAUUGUUGCUUGGAUAAUGGGUAUUAAGAUGGAUCUUAGUUUCAGUCUCCUUGAGACUGGCAGUCUUGCUCUAUCAAUCAUCGCUACAGCCUUCACUUUACAGGAUGGUACUUCUCAUUACUUGAAAGGAUUGGCUUUGUUGCUUUGCUACUUUGUUAUUGCAGCAUCCUUUUUCGUCUGCAAAUCACCACUUAAUCAAGGAAACGUCGUCAAUGUUGCAGUCAAUGCAGCUCCUGGAGUAGCUCUCAGAGCUUAGUACGUGCACAAGCUUGAGGCUAUUAAGGUGAUCACAUUAUUCAAAAAUCUCUGGCCAUCUUGGAUGAAUUUGAUAUUCUUUCAUUUUCUUUCGCCUCAACAACGAUAGAUGGAUGGUUCGCCUGCCUGCCGGGAAAGCAUUUUGUGUUUUGUUUAAGAUUAUAUAAUGUUGCCCAAGCCUUCAGAUGUAAAAAUGGAAGUUUACAAAGAGUCGCACCAGUGUUGCUUCUGUGAAGAAGGCUACCUACAACGUCUGUGAUAUUGUAUAGAUAAUUCUCUCUUCUCGCCUAAGUGUUUUUGUUACUGGGUUUGAUUUCUUAUGCCAAUAUAUACAGAAUUGGCAUAUGGCACAAGGGUUUUUCUCCACUCGUGUACUCAAAUUAUCAAUAAAUUUUAGUUACUUCUUGUUUGUGCUUUCAA